AUGAGGCAAUGGAACACUAUCCUUGAGACCAACUUCGAGCCAAUAGCACAAGUAUCCAUCAAAUGUUGCAUAUAUCAAGGAGAUGCUCUGUCCUCACUGCUGUUCUGCAUGGGAUUGAAUCCCCUCAACAAGCUUUACCUGGCUCACUGGCUACAAAAUGGGAUCUACCUCUACAUGGACGACAUCAAGCAUCAAGACAUCAAGCUAAGAGUGAGCAAAGUAUUGACUCACGGAUCCACACCACCUACAGCAGUAACAUCGGAAUGUUGUUCGGACCGGAGAAGAGUGCCUGAAUGGUGA
Xyrichtys novacula (pearly razorfish) is the source of this 300-nucleotide messenger RNA. Lineage: Eukaryota; Metazoa; Chordata; Actinopteri; Labriformes; Labridae. The record is from the annotation of a GenBank genome assembly.